Dracunculus medinensis (Guinea worm) is the source of this 1764-nucleotide messenger RNA. NCBI's taxonomy places the organism in Eukaryota, Metazoa, Nematoda, Chromadorea, Rhabditida, Dracunculidae. The record is from the annotation of a GenBank genome assembly.
AUGAUUUUUUAUUUUUUUAGAACUUCAUGUGCAAUAAUGAAUGCACUGCAUUUGGCUAUUGCACAUAAUCAAAAUGAUAUUGCCGAAAUUUUAUUAAAAAAUGGUUUUAAUCCGAAUAUGCGAAUCAUAUGCCAAUGUAAACAUAAUUGUAUACAUUUCAAAAUUGCUUCACAAAUUGCACAUAGAACUUAUUCGACAAGUGUGGAACCGUGCAAUAUUUGCACACAAUUUUUAACUGCAUCAUUUGUUAAUAAAGUACCACUUUCAAUGGCUGUUGAAUUGCAUAAUACGGAGAUGGUUGCACUUUUGCUUUCUCAUGGCGCAGAUGUUGAUAUUGCUGACGAUGAAGGAAAUACGCCAUUAAUACUUGCAGUACGAGAAUCAAGAAUUUCUUGGCCUAUUGUGCAAAUAUUAUUAUUGUCAGCUGCACGGAUCGAACAGAAAAAUUUACGAGGAUUUUGCGCUUUAGAUCUUAUAUCAGAACUUAAAAAGAUCCAAUGUAGCUGUAUAGAAGAAGUUUUCAAAGUUAUUUGUAAUGAAACGAGUAAUCAAAGUGAAAGCCAAAAGAACAAUAUAACGAGGUCAUCAAGCAAAAAUUCACACAAGAAAGCUGCCGUCGAAGCUAUCGAAAACAAUUUAGCAGGCAAUUCAAAUGGAACUGAAAAGAAUUCGUGGGAAAUAUUAAAAAGACUUGCAAAGAAUAAUGAAUGCAUUGAUCCGAUUCUGACCUCGAUUGAACAAUAUCAAUCUGCAACUCCGUCUUAUCAUGACAUCGAAAGGAGAAAUUUUACCAAAAUUUUAAUAAAAAUCACAAGAUUUUGCUUUCACAACUUGCAGAAAAAUGGUGUAAAAAAACAGUUCACAGCGUUAAGCACUUUGAAUAAGGUGAUCGAUACAAUCCUUGUUCUAAAUCUUGCUGAUACACCUGAAACAAUUUUCCAGUCAACAAAUUUUUUAAACGGCCAAUGUGUGAAUUUUGGUGAAAUAAAUAACUCAAUGCCAAGUUAUUAUUUCACAUCUGAAAUUGGAAUUUUAAAUCAUGUUUCAAUUUUUCAAACAGUUAAUCAAGAAGCUUCUAAUGAAAUCUUACUAUCAUCUGUGGCAAACUCUGAUUUGAACAAAAUUAUCAUUUUAACUGCAUGUUUGCAUAAUGCAAUAACGAUGCAAAAUCGAGAAAUUUAUUCACGCUCGAUAUGUAGUCCUGCACAUCGAUGGCGACAGUGCUGGCGUCACUGCACUCAAAUUUUAAUCGCUCGACUAUUUCUAUUUCUUUGUCACUUGCAGAAAUUUCAGGAUUCACUUCAGGAUUUGAAUCAGCUAAAGACUCUCGUACAGAUUCUCGAUCCUACAUUAGAUCCACAGCUUCUUUGUUUGCUGCUGCAAUCAGUGGCAAUUAUUGCUUUAAAUCCCCGUACUCAUCGUCUUCUCAUUGAUAUACAAAUUGACGAUACACUUAUCCAAAUGCUUUUACCUGCUGAUGACUGGUAUUAUACAAAUCAUAGUACGAAAUACGGGCAUUUUGUGAAGUAUCAAGCUGCUAGGAUACUAAUUUAUAUUGGAAUGGGUGAUCGCGUGGGUAAUCGAAUUUGUUUAUUCCAGAUGUCAGAGACAACAGAAGAUGCAGCGAAUGCAGCGAGUAAUGCCAGUGAGGACGAUUAUAUUUGUAAAGUAUGCUCAACCGUUUUUACUGCAAGUCGAUUUGGUAGAUGUGCUUGCUCACCUGAAGGAAUUUUGUGGCACAUUCGUACUGAAGUAUGGUUUUGA